Molecule: messenger RNA, 396 nt
Organism: Anisakis simplex (herring worm)
Lineage: Eukaryota; Metazoa; Nematoda; Chromadorea; Rhabditida; Anisakidae
Source: the annotation of a GenBank genome assembly
AUGGUGGAUCAAUUGCGCAGGAAUGAGAGUGAUACGAACUUAUUACGGGUUUUCUCCGGACACGAUGUUACACUGCGUCCGUUGCUUUUCGCGUUGGGUAUCGCACAUCGUGAACCUCCGCCAUACACAUCUAGACUGAUUUUUGAGAUUUACGAAAAGAAGUAUUCAAAUAUGAAGCAGCCAGUGACCCAAUCAGCUGACGGCAAGUCAAAAUUCUUUGUUCGUUUCAUUUACAAUGGUGUGGAUCAAACGAGGAGAGUUUCAUUUUGCUACAAAAAAUUUUCGUUAGCAAAAUCACGAAAAUAUUGUGAUGGGCGAUUGCUGAAAGAGUUCGUUAACGAUGGAUUAUUCAAAAUUGCUCGAGCCAGUUCUCUUAAUCAACUCUGUGAUGACUGA